This is a messenger RNA of Saprolegnia parasitica CBS 223.65, 2247 nucleotides long. RefSeq lists its product as hypothetical. NCBI's taxonomy places the organism in Eukaryota, Oomycota, Saprolegniomycetes, Saprolegniales, Saprolegniaceae. Bases 6 to 2213 code for a protein of 735 amino acids. The transcript is spliced from 12 exons. Gene Ontology annotation, molecular function: protein binding. The record is from RefSeq and is a predicted model, not a curated record.
GGACGAUGGCGAAGAAGGACAAGAAGGCGACGGCCGCCAAGAAGGACGAGAAGAAGGCCCGGCAGGAGCUCAAGCAGCAGAAGGUCAACAAGAAGAAGGCAACGAAAGAGGCCAAAGAUGCUGGCGAAGAAGACAUUGAGGCCAUUCUGAACGAGUUUAUGAAGAAGGACGCGGCCAAGGUGGCCAUCACGAUCGUGCCGACGACGCAGCCGUCGCCGCGCGCCAACUUUUCGCUCUGCUCGAUGCCCAACAACGACUUGCUUCUCUUUGGCGGCGAGUACUUUGACGGCGAGUGCAACGAAUGCUUCAACGAGCUCUACCGCUGGAACCUCGAGACGAACGAGUGGAAGCUCAUCUCGUCGCCCAACACGCCGCCGCCACGCUGCAGCCACCAGUCGGUCGUGUACCGCGACCACCUGUAUAUCUUUGGCGGUGAGUUUGCGACCGCGGACCAGUUUUACCACCACCGCGACCUCUGGCGCCUCGACCUCAAGACGAACGCGUGGGAGUGCAUCGAGAGCAAGGGCGGUCCGUCACCACGCAGCGGCCACCGCAUGAUUGUCUGGCGCAACUACCUCGUGGUCUUUGGCGGGUUCUACGAAGCGGCCCGCGAAACCAAGUGGUUCAAUGACCUCUUCCUCUUCAACUUUGCCGAUCUCAAGUGGAAGAAAAUUUCGUUUCCCGUGCACAAGACGACGCCGGGGCCGCGUAGUGGCUGUCAGCUUGCGGUCUUGCCGUCCAAGGACACGAUCUUCAUGUAUGGUGGGUACGCCAAGAUCAAGAACGUGGGCGAAAAGUCCGAGGGCAAGGUGUACACGGACAUGUGGGCGCUCAACAUGGCACCCGUCAUCAAGAACCAAGACCCGACGUGGGAAAAGCUCUCGCGGAAGGGACAUGCGCCGAGUCCGCGCAGUGGUGCGACCAUGACGGUCUACAAGAACCGCGCGAUCCUCUUUGGCGGCGUCUUUGACGAGGAGGGCCGUCGCCACGAGCUCAAGAGCGUUUUUUACAACGACAUGUUUGCGUACGAUAUGGAGCGGAAGCGCUGGUUCGAGUACAAGCUCCGCAACAAGAAGGACGGCACCAAGCAGCGGCGCCGGAAAAAGAGCAAGACGUCAACGCCAGGCGCCGACGACGAUGACGACGACGACGACGACGACGACGACGGGUCCCAAAGCGGCAGUGACGACGACCGCGCGGACGACGAACAGUACCAGAAGCGCCUCAACCAAUUUGGGUAUGUUGGCGAAGACGGCACCAUCGUGUACCUGGAAGACGACGACGAGGAAGAAGAGUCAAAAGAAGACAGCGGCGCAAAGGAGCUGCCGCCAGCCCGAUUGCGUGCCAACGACAACGAAGAAGAAGAGACCAAGGAGGAGGAAGACGACGACGAUACGUCCGACUUGCUUCCGGACGUCUUGCCGCCGCCUGUCGUCGCGCCGGUUGUGGACGACGGCCCGCCGGCCCGUGUGCCGCUGCCGCGCAUCAACCCCGCGCUCAUUGUGCGUGGCAACACCAUCUUUGUCUACGGCGGUGUCCUUGAGGAUGGCGAUCGGGAGAUCACGCUCGACGACUGUUGGUCGAUGGAUCUCAAGCGCAUGGACGAGUGGGUCGAAAUUCUGCCGGGCACGAUGGCGCAGCAGCUCUGGAAGGGCGUUGUGAGUGACACAGAGGACGACGACGACGACGACGACGAUGACGACGACGAAGAAGAAGACGAUGACUUUCAAGAGUACGUCGAGCCAGUGGAGGAUAACGACGACGACGCUAAGCCGCCGGUGCCGAGCGAGGCGGCGGUGGCCGUGGCGCGUGCUGUGGACGUUCUUGACGGCGCCGACGACCCGGUCAAGUCCAAGAAGAAGAAGAACGACCGGAAAGCGCUUCGCAAGGAGAUUGAAGAGCUCCAGGACCAGCUGCAGCUCGCAGAUGAGCUGCAGACGCCGCAACCGGGCGAGACGUUGCGUGAUUUCUUUGCCCGCACCGCCAACCACUGGGCGCGUCAGGUGGCUGAUUUGCCCGAGACGACCGAGCGCCAGCUGAGCGUCAAGGACAUCAAGCGCGAAGGUUUCUCGAUGGCCGAAGUCCGCUACAACGAGCUUUUGCCGAUUUUGGAGCGCUUGAACGAGCUCGAAGCGGCGCAAAAGGCCGCCGAAGAAGCCCAUCAGUCCAAGAAGGCAGCGAAGAAGGGCGGUCGCGAAAAGGACCGGCGCUAACGUCGCAAAACAAAGCAUGGGUGGUUUGUCUUAC